Cyphellophora attinorum is the source of this 1020-nucleotide messenger RNA. Its product is annotated as putative transporter. The transcript is spliced from 4 exons. Gene Ontology annotation, biological process: transmembrane transport. Gene Ontology annotation, molecular function: transmembrane transporter activity. Bases 1 to 1020 code for a protein of 339 amino acids. NCBI's taxonomy places the organism in Eukaryota, Fungi, Ascomycota, Eurotiomycetes, Chaetothyriales, Cyphellophoraceae. Gene Ontology annotation, cellular component: membrane. The record is from RefSeq and is a predicted model, not a curated record.
AUGAAGGAGACUAUGGGUCCGGCGGAGCUCGAGACUGGGUCAGCGGUGAGAUUGACACCGAUGGCAGCUACUGCUUCGAUCACGGAGAGUAUCGCAUUGUCAAGAGUCGACAUUGGGGGACACUUUGCUGAGCCGCAGUUCUCAAACCCCGAAACACUCACGCCUCUACGACUCCCAGAAGACUUCCCACUCCGCCCGCUAUUCUGGCCCAAAACACGGAAAUGGCUAGCAACACUCCUCGUCAGCGCAUUCGCGUUCAUCCAGCCGUUGACCGAGACCAUGCUCACGCCGUGCGAGGAACCCAUCACGAAAACCCUCUCCAUGACCCACUCAUCUCAAUGGUACUUGACCAACUCACUCAUUCUGAUCGGUAUUGGUCUUGGACCUCUGAUCCUCGCACCCCUCUCUGAGGUGUACGGCCGGCGACCAGUCCUACUCGGUGGCUCUACAUUCUUCAUCGUCUGGAAUACUGCCGGUGGCGGCGUGCGUGCAAUCGAUCAGCUGCUUGCAUUUCGAGCCCUCAGCGGCUUCGGCGCAUGUGUCGCUGAUGCCUCGCGGGAGGCAUCAUCGGGCGCCGAUUGGAGGUGGGUCUUCUGGGCCACGAGCGCUGCCGCCGCUACCGUACUCAUAACCGCAUUCCUCUUCCUCCAGGAGACCUUCGUCCCACGCAUCGAGCGAAAGUGGCUCAAGAAGCAACACAACCCCACCACCAACAACGCAAUGACAUUGAACGAUGCCCUGAAAAUCGUCCACCCAUUGAACAACUGUCACCACCACCCCCACCCUCAAAAGGACCCCCAACUCCACUUCAUCGCCCUCAUGCGCACCAACCUCCAACGACCCCUCCGCAUGCUGCUAACCCAACCCAUCGUCCAACUCCUCGCCCUCUACAUGGCAAUGCUCUACGGAAUCAUGUUCCUCUUCCUCUUCGCCUACCCUCUGCUAUGGAAUAGGAUCUACCACCAAUCCUCCACCAUCGCGUCACUGAACUACAUCUCCUGCGCCAUCGGUUCAUUCUAG